Molecule: messenger RNA, 1193 nt
Organism: Ceratotherium simum simum (southern white rhinoceros)
Lineage: Eukaryota; Metazoa; Chordata; Mammalia; Perissodactyla; Rhinocerotidae
Gene: IFNG
Product: interferon gamma
Biological process (GO): humoral immune response; adaptive immune response
Cellular component (GO): extracellular region
Molecular function (GO): type II interferon receptor binding; cytokine activity
Source: RefSeq, a predicted model, not a curated record
CGGCAGAUCAGCUAUUAGAAAAGAAAGAUCAGCUAAGUCCUUGGGACCUGAUCAGCUUAAGACAGGAGCUACUGAUUUCAACUGCUUUGGCCUAACUCUCUCCGAAACAAUGAAUUAUACAAGUUUUAUCUUAGCUUUUCAGCUUUGCGUGAUUUUGGGUUCUCCCAGCUAUUACUGCCAGGCUGUGUUUUUUAAAGAAAUAGAAAACCUUAAGGAAUAUUUUAAUGCAAGCAAUCCAGACGUAGCGGAUGGUGGAUCUCUUUUCCUAGAUAUCUUGAAGAACUGGAAAGAGGAGAGUGACAAAAAAAUAAUUCAGAGCCAGAUCGUCUCCUUCUACUUCAAACUCUUUGAAAAUUUAAAAGAUAACCAGGUCAUUCAAAAGAGCAUGGAUAUCAUCAAGGAAGACCUGUUUGUUAAGUUCUUCAACAGCAGCACCAGCAAACUGGAUGACUUCAAAAAGCUGAUUCAGAUUCCGGUAGAUGAUCUGCAGGUCCAACGCAAGGCGAUAAGUGAACUCAUCAAAGUGAUGAAUGACCUGUCCCCGAGAUCUAACCUAAGAAAGCGGAAGAGGAGUCAGGGUCAGUUUCGAGGCCGGAGAGCACUGAACUAAUGGUCAUCCUGCCUGCAAUAUUUGAAUUUUUAAAUCUAAAUCUAUUUAUUAAUAUUUAAUAUUUUACAUUAUUUAUAUGGGGAAUAUAUUUUUAGACUCAUCAAUCAAAGUAUUUAUAAUAGCAACUUUUAUGUAAUGAAAAUGGGUAUCUAUUAUAUAUGUAUUAUUUAUAAUUCCUGUGUUGUGUGACUAUUUCACUUGACCUUUGUUUUUCUGGCUAACUAGGCAAGAGUAUGUGAUUAUAAGGCUUUAUCUCAGGGGCCAACUAGCUAGCCGACCUACAAAGACCCUGUGGGUUGUGCAUUUAUUUCCCUUGAUGAUACAAUGAACACUUACAAAUGAAAUGAUGCCCUCUAGUCACUGCCUGUUGGAGAACAUGUCUGCAUUGUGACCGCUGCUUUAAUGGCACAUCAGACAGCACUUGAAUGUUUCAGGUGAUGUGACUUGUCCCCAGAUAAAGCAUAGUAUCUCAUCUCAUGCCUGGCGCGUCAGAAAAUUGUUGACAACUGUGACUGCACCCAAAUGGAAAGUAAUUUAUUUGUUUAGUUUACCAAUAUUUAAUAAAUAUGAAUAAAGUAUAAUU